AUGAUGGAGAGUGAUAGCCAAACCCACCCUCUCCUCACACCGUUAAACAACUCACAACAAGAUCAAACCAACACAACUGCAGUUUUCACCGCCAAAUCCGAUGAUAUUCCUCCGAUCACCGGCGCCGAUACCUUCGCCAGAGAGUUCCUCAAUGAGUCGAAGAAGCUCUGGUACCUUGCCGGCCCCGCGAUCUUCACCUCCAUCUCUCAAUACUCUCUCGGCGCUGUUACUCAAGUCUUCGCCGGUCAAGUCGGUACUCUCCAACUCGCCGCCGUCUCUAUUGAAAACUCCGUCAUCGCCGGUUUCUGCUUAGGCAUCACGUUAGGGAUGGGAAGCGCGUUAGAGACACUAUGUGGACAAGCUUUUGGAGCAGGAAAACUUGAUAUGUUAGGAAUAUACAUGCAAAGAUCGUGGUUAAUUCUAAACGCCACCGCGAUUAUUUUAAGUCUUCUUUACAUUUUCGCUGAGCCUCUUCUAAAACUUAUAGGCCAAACAACGGCGAUAUCAGAGGCUGCGGGACUUUUCACAAUAUGGAUGAUUCCUCAGCUGUUCGCUUACGCGAUGAAUUUUCCGGUUCAGAAGUUUUUGCAAGCGCAGAGUAAGAUAAUGGCUAUGGCGUGGAUUUCUGCGGCGGCGUUGGUGGGACACACGUUUUUGAGUUGGUUUCUUAUGUUGCAUUUGGGGUGGGGACUGGUGGGUGCGGCGGUGGUGCUUAAUUCUUCUUGGUGGUUUAUUGUGGUGGCGCAAAUUGUUUAUGUUUUGAGUGGUUCGUGUGGUGAAGCGUGGAGUGGAUUUUCUUUUCAAGCUUUUCAGAAUCUUUGGGGUUUUGUUCGUCUCUCACUUGCCUCUGCUGUUAUGUUAUGUCUUGAAGUGUGGUAUUUUAUGGCAUUGAUUCUAUUUGCUGGAUAUUUAGAGAACGCAGAGGUUUCAGUGGAUGCAUUGUCUAUAUGUUCAAAUAUAUUGGGAUGGACUGUCAUGGCAUCCUUUGGCAUGAACGCGGCAGUAAGUGUGAGAGUAUCAAAUGAAUUGGGGGCAUCUCAUCCAAGAGCAGCAAAAUUCUCACUUACGGUUGCUGUGAUUUCUUCAUUUUUGAUUGGUCUAAUUCUUUCAAUGAUUUUGAUAAUCUUCCGGGAACAAUAUCCUAUAUUGUUUUCAAAUGAUCCAGAAGUAAGAAAGGCAGUGAUUGAGCUAACACCAAUGUUGGCAUUAUGCAUUGUCAUCAACAACAUUCAACCUGUUCUUUCAGGAGUUGCCAUUGGUGCUGGGUGGCAAGCAGUUGUUGCUUAUGUCAAUAUUGCUUGUUACUAUCUCUUUGGUAUUCCUUUGGGACUCUUCUUUGGGUUCUUUCUUGACUUUGGUGUCUUGGGGAUCUGGUCUGGAAUGUUAACAGGGACGGUUCUACAAACUCUUGUCUUAUUCUACAUGGUCUAUAGAACUGACUGGAAUAAUGAGGCAUCACUUGCGGAAGAAAGGAUAAGCAAGUGGGGCGGACUUGAUUUGAAGAUGAACGAUAAUGGAGAGAAUGGUCAAACAAUUGAAACUUCUGCAAAUUCUCGAAGCUAA
Messenger RNA from Lathyrus sativus (Indian pea), 1563 nucleotides. NCBI's taxonomy places the organism in Eukaryota, Viridiplantae, Streptophyta, Magnoliopsida, Fabales, Fabaceae. The record is from the annotation of a GenBank genome assembly.